This is a messenger RNA of Rubroshorea leprosula, 847 nucleotides long. Lineage: Eukaryota; Viridiplantae; Streptophyta; Magnoliopsida; Malvales; Dipterocarpaceae. The record is from the annotation of a GenBank genome assembly.
CGGCUUCUUUCUUCCUUCGGUUUCCCCUUUCUUCCUUGCACAGAUCCCGGCCAUCCCUUUCCCGCUAUCUGGAAGCUUGGGUUGCCGACAGCCGUGCAAAAGACCAUCCCCACGAGCCACCAUGACCCACGCUGGCAAGUGAGCAUCGGAACCAGAGAGAGGAAAGCCAGAUCUACCAACCAGCGAUGGCGGUGGUGUGCACGCGGAGCUUCGACGAGUUGGCAAAAUCCCGAUCUCCCUGCAACUGGAAUAGAUUUGCAGAGGAAAUCUAUGCACGAGUGGGUGACGACCGGAUGAAUUGGGCGUGGAUUUAAGGCCCAAAUGCAUUUUGCAGAGUUUGUAAAAAAGGUAAAGACCAGAGAGGCCCAAAUGCAUUGCAAAAUUCUGGUGAUUGGAGGAGCCCAAAACCGUGGACACAGAAAAGCCCGGAGAGUGAUUUCUGGAAGGUUCCUGGUUGGGAUUUUUAGGGUUUUUAGGGUUGGUUUUGGUUUGAGUAUAAAUAGAGGACUUUAGGUUAGAAAAUGGGGUUCUUUUGUUUUUGGAGGCUGGGUGUUGAGAACGGCGGCAGAAAAGGAGAGGAAUUUUGCGGAGCCGGUGAUUUGGGUGAAGAUUUAGGGUCUGCUUUUGUAGGUAAUUUCUUUGAACAGAGGAGUUUUCUGGGAACGGUGGUGAAGGGGACGAUGGGAGCCUGGUCUCGUGGGUGGGAUCCCUCCCAUCAGAUCUGGAUCCAUUUUUCCCAGAAAAUUCCGCCGUGAAUGUGUUGCCCUUUGGGUUGAUUUCUCUAUUUUUUUUUUAUGUUUAAGGUUAUAUGUAUUCCUGAAGAAAUGAAUGAAAAAUCAUAUCUUUG